Molecule: messenger RNA, 1424 nt
Organism: Rotaria socialis
Lineage: Eukaryota; Metazoa; Rotifera; Eurotatoria; Philodinida; Philodinidae
Source: the annotation of a GenBank genome assembly
CCCCCCCCCCCCCCCCCCCCCCCCCCCCCCCCCCCCCCCCCCCCCCCCCCCCCCCCCCCCCCCCCCCCCCCCCCCCCCCCCCCCCCCCCCCCCCCCCCCCCCCCCCCCCCCCCCCCCCCCGCAUAAACCUAACAAUUCAAUUUACACUCACUAUUUUCUUCGAAAAUAUAUGUGAGUUCCACAAAAGGGAAGAAAGCGAUCGUUUUUUUUCAUAGUCGAGAACCCUAAUCAUCAUCCCGUCGCAGAUAAUAAUGACUAUUCAAAAAACGAUCACUUUCCCUUUUUUUUUAUGAAUUUGCAUGCGCUUUGACGCGUCUCUGAAAAAGUUUGUCUGCUUGGGUUUCACACUCUAGAAGUGGUCACUGAACGGUAAUAUGAUCGACGAUGACAAGGGCCAACUCUUUGUAUACAACACUCGUACCAAUAAAUCUGACGAUGAAUCGUUAGCGUUUCUGUUACAAUGUUGACUCAUAUUUAUCGUAUAAUAUUAUGUAUAACAAGUAGGAAUUAAUCUAGCAUAGAACAAAUAGUGAAUUUAUUACAAAUCCUAUGCAUCCCAUAUUUUCUUUCUAGAUUUUUAACUUAAAAAAAUGAAUAGGCCAAUAUCCAACCAACCAAACGUCAGAAAUAACAACAAUCACCAGGAACAAGGAGAUAUAUGGAUGUCUCCAUCAAAAUAUGUAAUAUCUGAUGUUUCGGCUGGAUUAUCUUUUCUUACUUCAGUUUCGAAAUUAUUUUUCCAACAAGAAGCCAGUCUCACACAAACACUCACGGGUCUGUCAAUGGCUCAACGUUUUCGUGUAAUUAAUGAGGAAGGCCAGGUGGUGUUAAAUGUCGCUGAAAAUAAAAGGAAUGUUGCAGGACGCGUGUGUUGUGCAGCUCGGCGGGGUUUUGUUCUGGAGGUUUACGAUCUAUCGAAUCAAGAAGUCAUGAGAAUUUCGCGUGAAUUUAAAUGCUGUGCUGGAUCUUGUUGUUGGUGCGCUAAUAUUGAUUGUUGUGCAUAUGAAGUAGUAGUUGAAUCACCACCUGGUACUGUUAUCGGUAUAGUACGACAAACACAAAGUUGCUGGCGAACUCAUUUGAGUUUAAUGGAUUCAACUGGUGCAGAACAAUUAAAAGUUAUUAGUCCAUGCUGUAUUUGUAAAGGUGUAUUUUGUUGUUGUUGUGAAAAUAAAUUCAAAAUAAUGAGCAGUCGUAGUGAUAUUGAAAUUGGUGGAAUUUUCAAAGAAUAUGCUGGUGUUGUUAAUCAAGCUUUAACUGGAGCUGAAAAAUAUACGAUCAAUUUUCCGAUAGAUAUGCCAACUAAUUUAAAAGUUAUAUCAUUGGGUGCAUUGUUCCUUAUUAAUUUUCUGGAGUUUGGUGGAAAUGCUGAAAGUAAGGGUGGUACCAGUAUUGCAGCUAUUAUCUGCUCAUGCAUAUCCUGA